Molecule: messenger RNA, 804 nt
Organism: Mandrillus leucophaeus (drill)
Lineage: Eukaryota; Metazoa; Chordata; Mammalia; Primates; Cercopithecidae
Product: receptor-type tyrosine-protein phosphatase alpha-like
Exons: 6
Source: RefSeq, a predicted model, not a curated record
AUGGUGCCUUUCAAAGCUGCUCUGACGGAGCGCUUAGCCCUAAUCCAGCCCUCUAUGCAGAGACUCAUAGCAGAACACUUUCCACACCUGACUCCCAGCAUAAGAAGCUUGCCAGUUUUUCAAGCUGAUGUAUCUCACUGGCAGCUCUUCAGAGUGCUGUUCCUACUCCACCCUCCCUUGGUGAUAAGCGUGGAUUCCUGGUUCAUUCGUGUUCAGCUUGGCAGUAAUCUGAUUCGUGUCAGUGCCCACAGUGCUACCACAGUUGCACCUUCUAUAGGAAUUACAAGAUGAAUUAACUCAUCAAUGGCAGAACCAGUUAAAGAAGAGGCCAAAACUUCAAAUCCAACUCCUUCACUAACUUCUGUGGCACCAACAUUCACCCCAAAUAUAACUCAGGGACCCACUGUCAAUUCUUCAGACUCUGACAAUGGGACCACAAGAACAGCAAGCACGAACUCUAUAGGCACUACAAUUUCAGCAAAUGGAACGUGGCUUCCAGAUAACCAGUUCGCGGAUGCCAGAACAGAACCCUGGGAGGGAAAUUCCAGCACCGCAGCAACCACUCCAGAAACCUUCCCUCCUUCGGGUAAUUCUGACUCGAAGGAGAGAAGAGGUGAGCUGCUCACCUUGUAUCUGUUGUUCUUUUUACACAGUGUACAGUAUUCAUCUAUUUCCUCUGCUCAGUCUGUGUCUAUAAAAUGUCAACCCUUUGUGGCUUUAUAUGGAUUUUUGGAUUUUCAGCCCUUUAAUGUAAAGUCUCUGUGGCCUGAGAUGUUGUGUCUGUGGUUUAAGCUGGACCGCUGA